Molecule: messenger RNA, 246 nt
Organism: Ilyonectria robusta
Lineage: Eukaryota; Fungi; Ascomycota; Sordariomycetes; Hypocreales; Nectriaceae
Exons: 1
Source: RefSeq, a predicted model, not a curated record
GCAGCCCACAAGAGCGGUGUCCGUCUAAAGUCAGGAUCUUUGGCAUCGACUUCAACUCUGCCUGUGUUGAGAAGCAUCUUGACCAUAGCAUCGUGUCCUCGUUCGGCAGCCAACGAGAGUGGUGUCCUGCCAUUGUGGUCUUCAGCAUCAACUUCAACUCUGCCUAUUUCGAAAAGUAACCUAAUAAUAGCCUCGUGCCCUCCUUCGGCGGCCAACCAGAGCGGGGUCCUGCCACUGUCAUCUUUA